Messenger RNA from Scylla paramamosain (green mud crab), 874 nucleotides. RefSeq lists its product as uncharacterized. NCBI's taxonomy places the organism in Eukaryota, Metazoa, Arthropoda, Malacostraca, Decapoda, Portunidae. Bases 82 to 780 code for a protein of 232 amino acids. The record is from RefSeq and is a predicted model, not a curated record. The transcript is spliced from 5 exons.
GUGUGUGUGUGUGUGUAUAUACUUAUAUAUAUAUACGCGUGUUAAGCUAAGACAGUUACCAGUCUUCCACCGUCUACAGCAAUGAUGAGGACAGCCAGUAUCGUGGUUAUGGUGACAGCCAUGGCGGCUGCACUACCGUCAGAAGAUCGCUAUAUCGACAAGCCUACUACGGCUAACCAACUGCUUGAUAACAUUGCGGAAAAAGCAGCCGAAAACAUUGGAAAUCUCGGGUGGAAUGUAUCCAAAAAUGUACAGAACGGCGAAACAAAUCUGCCAAUGCAUAACGAUACCAACAGCGUCACCAAUGAGGUUGUUGACGUGAUAAAUGCCUUUAUUACUGGCCUCGACUCCCUCAGACGAUCCAAGAAAGCUUCUCUCAACGCAGAUCAGACUGAACUGACGGGUACAUUGGUGGUAGAGGAUGCUACAGUCACAGGCUCCUACAGUGCCUCUUUCCCGGGCGUGGGUGUGGCUCCUUCCCAGGACAUACAAGGAAGCGUGUCCGAGACUGUGCAAAAACUGUUCGCUGACAUUGUAAUCAGAGUUGCCGAUGUUAAUGGAGUUCUGGUGCCACAAAAUAUCCAGAGCUACCAAGUGCGUUCUGGUCAUGAUGAGGUCAAUGUUAGUGGUCUGGGGGAGAAUAAUGCCAUGGAGCCGCUUCAUACUGCUGGUUUCAGGAAGGCUUUGCGCCAGAUUCUUGAGGAUACUAUGAAGAAAAAUGUGAAAGUGCAGAUUAAUAAGGCAAUUCAAAGUAUUAAAACAGAAGCUUCUUCUAAGUAAUAAGUAAUCAUUCUUUUAAUGUUAAAAGACAGACUAUACAAAAUGAUAUGUAAUUCUGGGACACCGAGGGACCAUUAAAACGCAACGCAAAGUU